Tachysurus vachellii is the source of this 1087-nucleotide messenger RNA. It is a transcript of the gene lin7b, whose product is annotated as lin-7 homolog B (C. elegans). Gene Ontology annotation, molecular function: L27 domain binding. The coding region runs from base 206 to 859 and encodes 217 amino acids. Lineage: Eukaryota; Metazoa; Chordata; Actinopteri; Siluriformes; Bagridae. Gene Ontology annotation, biological process: protein localization to basolateral plasma membrane; neurotransmitter secretion; maintenance of epithelial cell apical/basal polarity. Gene Ontology annotation, cellular component: MPP7-DLG1-LIN7 complex; cell-cell junction; synapse. The transcript is spliced from 6 exons. The record is from RefSeq and is a predicted model, not a curated record.
UCUCUCUCUUUUUCUCUCUCUCUCUCUUUCUCUCCACUCUUCUGGUGGUGCGACAGGACGGGACGGAAAUGUCACUUGGCAGCAAACGCGUUUUAAACUAGAUGUGGUGAUUAAUAUUAUAGAAAUAACAGCGACAAUAAUAACAACGGGACGUCUGACGUUUUCCGCCGCAGAGCAGCGCGAGACCCGGAGAUCUGGUCCACUGAUGAUGUCAUCGUAUUAUCAUCCGGGGAAGGAGGCGGACGUGUCGGAGCCGCUGUGCCUGGAGAGAGAUGUAUGCAGGGUCAUUGAGUUGCUGGACCGGCUGCAGAGGAGCGGCGAGUUUCCUCCCCCCAAACUGCAGGCGCUACAGAGGGUUCUUCAGAGCAAAUUCUGCGCCGCCAUACGAGAGGUGUAUGAACAGCUGUAUGACACACUGGAUAUUGUGGGAGGACCCGAGGUGCGAGCUCAGGCCACUGCUAAAGCGACCGUAGCCGCGUUUGCUGCGAGCGAAGGCCACGCCCACCCACGCGUCGUUGAGCUUCCCAAGACGGAGGAGGGGCUGGGCUUCAACAUCAUGGGGGGAAAGGAGCAGAACUCCCCCAUCUACAUCUCCAGGGUGAUUCCAGGGGGCGUGGCAGACCGGCAGGGUGGAUUAAAGAGGGGCGACCAGCUGCUGUCUGUCAACGGAGUGAAUGUAGAGGGUGAGCACCACGAGAAGGCCGUGGAGUUGCUGAAGGCGGCGCAGGGCUCAGUAAAGCUGGUGGUGCGCUACACCCCGAAAGUCCUGGAGGAAAUGGAGGCCCGGUUUGAGAAGCUGCGCAGUGCCCGGCGUCGCCAGCAACACACCAGCCACUCAUCUUUAGAGUAUCGGGGUUAACCAAUUCCGAGCAUCGGUGAACCUGUUGAUCACGCCCAUUCCUCAAUCCUCCAAUAGGAAGACCGAAGACUACGAGCUGCUGAGGAGACGAGCGAAGACUCGUUUUAGAUACUUGUAUGUUAGUGGAACAUUCCUGAAACUGUAGACCUCAAAUAUACUCUUUACACCGUCCAUCUGUCGGGAGAGACUGAAGAGAGUAUCAAGCUUCUUCUUUUUAUUUGUGUGUGU